ACCGUGCGGACUUACGCCCUACGCGCUAAGCGGACUCCCGUGUGUGUUAUUUUUUUCUUUCGAAAACGACAUGAGCUUUUUAUGAACUUUGCACGCGACUACCAGAACACGGUGUCAAUAAUCGCGACGGCCAAGAUUUAUCCCCGGACGUUGAGCUGUCGAUCGGCAUUGGAAUACCGACGUGACAACUGCGACUGCGACAGUACACUAUAAAAAUAUGAAAACCGUUUUUGCGGCGUUUGCUGCAAUCGUUGUGGCGCAUUUGACCAUUCCGUAUGCUUCUGUCUACGGUAGCCCGGACGCUAAACGGUUGUACGAUGACCUCCUCAGUAAUUACAACAGACUCAUCAGACCUGUUGGAAAUAACUCGGACCGAUUGACUGUCAAAAUGGGAAUAAAACUAUCACAGCUCAUUGAAGUCAACUUGAGGAAUCAAAUAAUGACUACAAACGUAUGGGUUGAACAAGAAUGGACCGACUACAAAUUGAAAUGGAACCCCGAAGACUACGGCGGAGUGGAUACCUUAUAUGUGCCUUCCGAGCACAUUUGGUUACCGGACAUUGUGUUGUACAACAACGCGGACGGCAGCUACGAAGUGACCAUUAUGACCAAAGCGAUACUCCAUUACACGGGCAAAGUGGUGUGGAAGCCGCCGGCCAUUUACAAGUCGUUUUGCGAGAUCGACGUCGAGUACUUCCCGUUCGACGAACAGACUUGUUCCAUGAAGUUUGGCUCGUGGACUUAUGAUGGAUACAUGAUGGAUUUGAGACAUAUAGCCCAAGCGCCUGAUUCGGACGUCAUCGAAGUGGGCAUAGACCUGCAGGAUUAUUAUCUGUCGGUAGAAUGGGACAUCAUGGGAGUACCGGCAGUGCGGCACGAAAAAUACUAUUCCUGUUGCGAAGAACCUUACCUGGACAUAUACUUCAACAUCACGCUCAGGCGAAAAACCCUGUUUUACACAGUCAACCUGAUCAUACCGUGCGUCGGUAUAUCGUUCCUGUCCGUGCUGGUGUUCUACUUGCCAUCUGAAUCGGGAGAGAAGGUGUCCCUGUGCAUAUCCAUACUCCUGUCGCUGACCGUGUUCUUUCUUCUCUUGGUUGAAAUCAUUCCUCCCACGUCGCUCACCGUACCCCUGUUGGGUAAAUACCUGCUAUUCACUAUGGUGCUGGUUACGCUGUCCGUCUUCGUUACCGUGGCCGUGCUAAACGUUAAUUUCAGAUCGCCGGUGACGCACAAAAUGAAACCGUGGGUGGUGAAAGUGUUCAUCGUGAUGCUUCCCAAAGUGCUGUUCAUCGGUCGACCCAAGAAAGAGGACUCGAUCGACGAGGACGAAAACGACAAGCACAACGGCAUACUGUCAGGCGUUUUCGACGUACCUUCCGAGAUCGACAAGUACUUGGGCUACGACCGUGGUUAUAGUUUCGACUACGGGGUGCCGCCGCCUUUGCCGGUUUCCAGGUACGGCGGUUGCGGCAUCGGUGGCGUUGGCAAUGGCGGCGUGGCCAGCUCCAACGAUACGGUGGUGAACAUGGCGUCCGACGAAGAAGAAGACGACGGGGGCGUCGAAGAAGAAGACGACGAUGCGAUCGAGAUCGAUGCCGAAGACGAAUACGAAGACAUGUUCAGCCCGACCACGACCACGGACGACGGGUUGACCAGUCCGACGUUCGAAACCCACCACCAUCAACUGCACCACCCCCGAUGCCCGGUCGACCACCAUGCCAGGCACGACCCUGCCAUGCAAACCAUCCAGGACGCCAAAUUCAUUGCUCAACACGUCAGGAACCAAGACAAGUUCGACGAGAUAAUUGAGGAUUGGCAAUACGUUGCUAUGGUGUUGGAUCGACUAUUUUUGUGGAUAUUCACGUUGGCUUGUCUAUUGGGAACGGCCCUAAUCGUAUUCCAAGCACCAGCAUUAUACGACAAAACAAAACCUAUUGACAUCAUCUACUCGAAAAUUGCCAAACGAAAAUUACAAAACACUUUAUGAAAUAACAUAACACUACAAAGCUCAACUAUGGAUUUCGAUAAAAAACUUAGUGAAUACGAAACUAUAAACGAUAACAAUCCUAUAAUGUAUAAAAUACAUUCAGUUUUAUUAAUUUUUAAAUUUGUAUUAUACAUAUUUUUUUCAUUUAUUUUCUUUUUUUUAUAUAAUUGACUUAUUAUGUGAAAAAACCAUGAUUAUACAUAUUAAUCAUUUACCACUUAAUUAUAUAUGUUAUCAGUUGACGUUUAACAUGUUAUACUAUUAUUUUAGAUUUUUAUCUUAUUAUUGUCCAAUUACGGUGCCAUUUAUUUAUAAUUUCCUUUUAACAACGGCAUUUAUUGGUGUUUUUAACGUAAGAAUCCAGACUGCCGAAUAUUAAUUUUAUGUGUAUUAUGCUAGUUAAUAAUCGCGUUAAAACUUUGAUGUAUUGCUUGUUUAAUGAUAUAUUUAAUCAAUAUGACAGAUAUAAAACAUAUUGUAAUCAAAAGUCAAAAAUAUCGAUUUAUUAUUAUAAAUAUUGUUUUUUUUUUUCAAAACACCAUUUACAUUAUUAUACUUAUUUUAAUGAAUAAUUAGGUACUAUAUUAAUAUAAAUAUUAAAACUCCUCACUAUGUUUAUAUUUAUUAUCACUUGUAUUUGGCUAAAAUUAAUAUUAUAUAUAUUAUACAACUAACUCUAAUGGUGGAUUCAGUCCAACUCCAAGGUUUUGAAUGCUGGUUUUUCAAUAGAAAAUAGUUUUUUCUUUUUGUUUGGUCUUUUUGAUUCAUCUGAUUUAUAAUUUACAUUCGAGAGGAACCAAUCUUGAUUUUUCAAAAUCAGUGUCUU
Messenger RNA from Adelges cooleyi (spruce gall adelgid), 2816 nucleotides. Its product is annotated as acetylcholine receptor subunit alpha-like 1. Gene Ontology annotation, cellular component: synapse; neuron projection; postsynaptic membrane. The record is from RefSeq and is a predicted model, not a curated record. The transcript is spliced from 8 exons. Lineage: Eukaryota; Metazoa; Arthropoda; Insecta; Hemiptera; Adelgidae. Gene Ontology annotation, molecular function: transmembrane signaling receptor activity; acetylcholine-gated monoatomic cation-selective channel activity. Gene Ontology annotation, biological process: monoatomic ion transmembrane transport; signal transduction; nervous system process. The coding region runs from base 218 to 1990 and encodes 590 amino acids.